Messenger RNA from Rhinocladiella mackenziei CBS 650.93, 858 nucleotides. RefSeq lists its product as uncharacterized. NCBI's taxonomy places the organism in Eukaryota, Fungi, Ascomycota, Eurotiomycetes, Chaetothyriales, Herpotrichiellaceae. Gene Ontology annotation, molecular function: Delta24(24-1) sterol reductase activity; flavin adenine dinucleotide binding. Bases 1 to 858 code for a protein of 285 amino acids. Gene Ontology annotation, biological process: steroid metabolic process. The record is from RefSeq and is a predicted model, not a curated record. The transcript is spliced from 4 exons. Gene Ontology annotation, cellular component: cytoplasm; membrane.
AUGGUUCAACGAAUAACACGCGUCAGAAGCUGUCUCCGUGUCCUCCAGGCCGACACCGAAACCAAGACGGCGUUGGUGGAACCCCAGGUGCCGAUGGACCCACUCGUCGAACAUACAAUCAAACCUAGAUUGAUUCCACCAGUCGUUAUGGAAUUCCCAGGUAUUACCACCGGCGGGGGAUCUCCCGGAACAGGAGCCAAAAGCAGCUCAUUUCAAUAUGGCGACUUCAACGACAAUGUUAAUUGGGUCGAAAUUACCUUUUCUAUGGGGCAUCUGGCGCCGUCGGAAGUGUGGGGAUCACCCACUCUGCUUGGGCUACCGCUCAUCCCCGCGGAGAAAUACGUGAAGAUAACAUACCAUCCCGUGAGAUCCGUCUCCGAAGCGGUUGAAAAGGUCCAAGACGAGAUUUCGCAUCCGGUGCACAAAUUCAGCGCCGCAAGUGACCCUUGGUUUUAUCUACAUGUGAAGGAGAUAACUCGGCAGAGCGUGGAGCCUGUGGCCGAACACAUCCCGCUAGCCGCGUAUCUCUUUCGGAUGUUAUACAAAGCUCUCCACGCUCGUGACCAAUCUAGGAAUUAUGUCGUCCAAGACCUGGCCCUUCCUUUUUCCACAAAGCAGAUGGCCAAAACAUUGAAGCCCAUGCUCAACGUUGGCGUGUGGGGUUUUGGUCCUCGCCAGCACGACGAAUUUAUAGCCAAGAACCGUGAGCUGGAGCGCAAGCUGCUUGAGCUCAGAGGUAUGAAGUGGCUAUAUGUCCAGACAUACGAUACGGAGCGGGAAUUCUGGGAAAUGUUCGAUGAGGAGUGGUAUGAUGGGCGGAGGAAGAAAUAUAAUGUCGAAUCCCUGACGAGUGUCUAG